GAGAACAAAAAAAAAGGAAAAAUUGUGAGCGUGGGGCUGGCAAACUGGAAACCUGUAGGGACAGGACUCAGCAGAUGAGAGUGGCUGGAUCUGGAAUUCUGGGGAAGAUUGGAAAUUUGAAUUGAGAUCUUAGAUUUGUUGGUCGCAGUUGCAAGUGAAUAGUAGAGUAAUUGUCUUAUUGUUUUACAAUUAGAUCAGAUCUGGAGAAAUGCUGCGGCUGAGUGCAUUUCGCGCGACCAAUGAGAAGAUUGUGAAGAUAGCGGUGCAUCCGACUCAUCCAUGGUUGGUAACCGCCGAUGCCUCUGAUCACGUCUCCGUAUGGAACUGGGAGCAUCGCCAGGUCAUUUACGAGCUGAAGGCCGGUGGGGUCGACCAGAGACGUCUUGUUGGUGCCAAAUUGGAGAAGCUUGCUGAGGGCGAAUCUGUGCUCAAAGGGAAACCUACAGAGGCCAUCUGCGGAGGUGAGCUUUUUGGAUGAUGACGUGCGGUUUUGGCAACUUUGGCGUAACCGUUCUGCAGCUGCGGAGGCUCCUUCUGCUGUCAAUCAACUUACUUCUGCUUUUGCCUCUCCGGCUCCAACAAAAGGACGGCAUUUUCUUGUCAUCUGCUGUGAAAAUAAAGCCAUAUUUUUGGACUUGGUCACCAUGCGUGGCCCUGAUGUACCCAAACAAGAGCUUGACAACAAGUCGCUUCUCUUCGGGCAUGAGGUGACCUUGUUGAUUUGCCUUCUUCAAUUAAAGCGCCUCAUACCCCGUCAGGCAAGGUGCCUUUUAUUAAGUGCAUGCCUUUUGUGCGUAGAAAGGUGAGGGGCACAUAAAAGGCCUGCUGCACCCUUUGGGUCGUUAUGGUUUUUAAUCUCUUUUAUUAGCUAUGUUUAUAGUGGCUAGAAAAGGUCAGUAUCAAUCCUGGGGGAAUAUAGUCUACUCACAAUCUUUUGUUGAAAAUGUACGUGAUGCUGGAGUUAUUGCUGUUGAGCUUUCUAGAGUGAUUGGAGGUGCUCAGCUUAUUACAAUCGGUGCAGACAAGACAUUGGCUAUAUGGGACACAAUCUCUUUUCAGGAGUUACGGCAAAUUAAACCCGUUCCAAAACUUGCAUGUCAUAGUGUAGCAUCGUGGUGUCAUCCUCAAGUUCCUAACCUUGAUAUUUUGACUUGCGUCAAAGAUUCCUAUAUAUGGGUUAUUGAGCACCCAAAUUAUUCAGCACUUACAAGACCAUUGUGUGAUCUGUCUUCACUUGUUCCUCCUCAAGUAGUUGCACCAAACAAGAAACUUAAGUUAUGUGGCUGUUUUUGUAGUUGUGAUCCUAGAACCUCCAUUGGUGGGGAUUUUAUUUUUAUUUUAUUUUUUAUAAAACUUAAGUAGUAGUUUUAGUUUAAUGUUAUACGCUCUUAAUGUUAUGUUCAGUGUCAAUAUUGCAGAAAACUUAAAUCAGUAAUCUAAUGAACUGUAGAAGAAAGAGAUUUACAUAGAGAAGAAAAUGGUCAAGCUCUUUGAGUAAAUUCUAAUUGCUUGUACAAGAAGCUCAACUAAGGAUAUAGAAGAAGAUGUUGGGACCUCAUUGGCCUAACCUCUGGCAGCUACACUUUGGUUUUUGUAGAUGGGUUUAAAUUCCUGGUGAAUAUCUCUGAAAAUUUAGAAACUAAAGUGCUAGAAACAUAAAAAUAUCAUCCAUUUACUGCUUACUCUGAAAUUUAAAUAUUAUAUUUAUUCUUUGCCCAUGAAAUUGGCCUUUGUAUGAUUGUCAUUCUUUUUGACAUAGCUUGAUGUUUCUUUUCCUUUCUUCUACCUCCCCACCACCUGAUCUCUUCCCACAGUUGCUUGUUUUGACUUUUAUAAGUUUCUACUGCAGGUUUAUUGUAUGGUUGCACAUCCUUUACGGCCUCAUCUUGUUGCUAUUGGGACCAAUAUUGGUAUUAUUGUCAGUGAAUUUGAUGCUAGAUCUCUUCCUCCUGUAGUUCCUCCCCCAA
This is a messenger RNA of Durio zibethinus, 1967 nucleotides long. The record is from RefSeq and is a predicted model, not a curated record. NCBI's taxonomy places the organism in Eukaryota, Viridiplantae, Streptophyta, Magnoliopsida, Malvales, Malvaceae.